Messenger RNA from Octopus sinensis (East Asian common octopus), 2416 nucleotides. Its product is annotated as zinc finger protein 525-like. Gene Ontology annotation, biological process: regulation of transcription by RNA polymerase II. The transcript is spliced from 2 exons. The record is from RefSeq and is a predicted model, not a curated record. Gene Ontology annotation, cellular component: PcG protein complex; transcription regulator complex. Lineage: Eukaryota; Metazoa; Mollusca; Cephalopoda; Octopoda; Octopodidae. Gene Ontology annotation, molecular function: DNA-binding transcription factor activity, RNA polymerase II-specific; RNA polymerase II cis-regulatory region sequence-specific DNA binding. Bases 1230 to 2312 code for a protein of 360 amino acids.
UCGAAAGGGCUCCAUUGUUUUAAAUAUUUAGUAAUAGACUAUUUUACAAUCUCAAAGUGAUUGCACUAGAAGCUCUGAGGGUACCGUUCACCCCACCGUCUGGAAGUAACGACAAAACUAAAGAUUCAAACAGCAAAAUCAAAAGAGGACCUUAAAUAAAAUAUAAAACUAACAGUUGGUCAUUGGUAAGGGCGUUAACUCCAUGUUGGCAUCAUUUUGUAUUGAAAACUGAAAUAUUUCAGAUUUGUUAACGACAGCAGAGAGGCUCUCAUAUACUUAUUUUCUUGGAUAAUGUUUUCAGAAUUAACAGUUGGUUGGAGGCGGCUGCAAGAGGAAACUGAUAUUAUUAAAUAUCAAAUGUAUUAAAGUUUGUUAGAGACUUUUCACUUAAGUUUACUUGGAUGAUAUUUUUCGAGGGUCAAAAUUAUCCAUUACACCGCAUGCGAUGUCUAAGGUAAACUAAUUCUGAUUCCUUCCAACCAACUUUAAAUGUUCCAGACUCGGAUCUUCCAUCACCUCAAGGACUAAAUAUUUCCUUUUAUUACCCACCUUCGCUGCGUCAUGAAUUCUUAACGAGAAUAUGGACUUCAAUGGCUAAAUACUGGUUGAAUAACUUUGAUAUUAUUUCUUCCCUUUGUAGUUUGACUUGCAAAUCUAAAACCAAGAUCGCCCCUUAUUUCAGAACGUAGACGUUGAAAAAAAGGGGACGUUUAUCUAGAAUAAUAUAUGUGCUACAUGGACAUAUAAAAAGUGGUGAGCAAAUGUGAAUUCAUCGUAAAACAUACAGACACACACAUACAUGCGUAUUUUCCAGACGUUUUAGACUACAAAGCAAAUGUUAAGCCGUAACCAUAUUUCAUAACGUAGACCUAUAAAAAAAAACUGGGGACUUUUAUCUACGAUAAUAUAUGUGCUACAUGGAUAUAGUCAACAAGGGGUACACUGUGGGCAAGUAGAACACGUUGCAUAUUUUGCCCAGUUGUGAAAAGGGACUCAAAAUAUCGCAGAGAAGGACAUAUAGAAUGGAUAUGGACUUCAAUGGCUAAAUACUGGUUGAAUAACUUUGAUAUCAUUUCUUCCCUUUGAAAUUGACUUGCAAAUCUAAAACCAAGAUCGUUUUUAUUGCAACAACAUUGGUGAGCAAAUGUGAAUUCAUCGUAAUACAUACAGACACAAUUUUACCCAGUUGUGAAAAGAGACUCAAAAUAUCGCAGAGAAGGACAUAUAGAAUGGAAAUGGAGGACGUUAAACCCUUGGUUAUUCCCAACUCGACUGUUUUGACCAAUUUGGAUUCAGUAGCAGAUACUUCUAAUAGUGAUGAGAAAACUUUAGGUGUGCAAGUAUUUACUACUGAAGAAAAAUCAUUGGACAAAACUGUUCGAUGUGAAAUUUAUGGGAGCAAAACUGUUCUAUGUGAAAUUUAUGGGACGUCAUUCGGUAAAGUCCAAUAUUUAAGGGAAUAUAGGGAAAUACGCCCUGGAAAAAACCCUUGCCGUGAUGAGAUAUUUGAGAAAUCACUCUCUCGAACGUCUCGCCGUAAACGUGGCACUUUACACUGUGAAAUAUGUGGAAAAUCAUUUUCGGAUGAUAGUUAUUUAAAAAUUCACCAAAGAACACACACGGGUGAAAGACCAUUUCAGUGUGAAAUAUGUGAGAAAUAUUUUGGUCACAAAUCGAGUUUGGUUACCCACAUGCGUAUUCACACUGGGGAACGGCCUUACCACUGUGACGUCUGUAGCAGAACGUUCUCCGUUAAUUCUAGUUUUUUACGUCAUAAAGCAAUGCACUCCGGAGAAAGACCAUUCCACUGCGAAAUAUGCGGGAAAUAUUUUGUGGAUAAUCGGGAUUUAACAAGACACAAGAAGAUCCACGAUGAGGAGAAACCUGAGCGGUGUGAGAUUUGCGGGAAAUCUUUCCCGACUAAAACCAGGCUUGUUAACCAUAAACGGACCCAUACUGGUGAAAAACCCCAUCACUGUGAAAUUUGUGGGAAAUUAUUCGUCCAGGUUUCACAUCUUGUCAACCACGUAAGGCUCCACACGGGGGAGAAACCAUAUGAUUGUGAAAUGUGUGAGAAGUCUUUUGCGACUAAAGGGGCCUUGAUAAGGCACAGAAAUAUCCACACGGGAGAGAAGCCCUACAACUGUGAAGUCUGCGGGAAGUUAUUCACUAGUAAUUCUAGUCUUGUUUAUCACUUAAGGAUACAUACUGGGGAAAAGCCCUAUCGUUGUGAUAUAUGUAAGAAGUCUUUCAGAAGCAGUAGUUAUUUUGCCAAACACAAAAAGACACACGCUGGAGAAAAAUGUGAAUGAUGAUGAUGAUGAUGAUGUUCAUUUAGUGUCUGUGUUUUGCCGAACUGCUAAGUGACGGGGACAUAAACACACCAGCAUCGGUUGUCAAGCGAUGUUGGAUGGGA